AUGCCAAUUGUGGUAAAAAACAGUGACCGUCUGCGUAAAUUGGCUAUCGGUAUAGGAAUUGCAUUAUGUGGAUCAGCAGUUGGCAUUUUGUAUGAUCAAGAACGAUUCUUCCAGCUUGGACCAUUUCGUGUCGUUCGUGCAGGUGUCACGGUACUCUGUAUUGUAGCCGACUAUAAAUGGACUCUGUGGACUUGUUCGGGUAUGGACGCACUGUAUCAUCAGAAACUGAGUGCAGCACACAUCAGAAGUGCUGGAAGACUACUUAAAUUAGCUGAAAACAAUGGUGGUGUCUAUAUUAAAGUCGGACAACAUUUGGCUGCCCUAGAGUAUCUUCUUCCAACUGAAUACACGGAUACUUUAUGUGUUUUGCAUUCAAGAGCACCCGAGAGUAAAAUAGGAGAAGUGCGACAAGUUCUGGAGGAAGACCUAAAUGCCAAGCUGGAAGAUGUAUUCGUGGAAUUUAAUGAAAGCCCAAAAGGUUCUGCAUCACUUGCACAAGUUUAUCGGGCAGUUUUAAGGAAAAACAACGAAGAAGUUGCUGUGAAAGUACAACAUAUCUAUGUAAAACCGAGAAGUUGGGCUGACAUUAAGACGAUCGAGGCCUUAACUAAUCUGGCAUCAAAGCUCUUUCCUGACUUCCAUUUUCUUUGGUUGGUGGACGAAAUGAAACGAAAUUUGCCUAGAGAAUUGAAUUUUAAAGUUGAGGCGGCAAAUGCGAAAAAACUGAAGGAAAUGUUUUCACACCUCGACUAUCUUAAGAUUCCAAAGAUAUAUGAAGAAUAUACGACAGAACGUGUUCUUACAAUGGAAUACUGCGACGGUGCUCAAAUAAAUGAUUGCAAUUAUUUUACGCAAAAUAAUAUUAAUCGCUAUGAUGUUUGUCGUAAACUGGGUGCACUGUUUAGCGAAAUGAUCUUUAUUAAUGGUUACGUUCACUGUGAUCCACAUCCUGGCAACGUUUUGGUGAAUAAGGCAAAGGAUGGACAUGUUUCGAUCGUUCUUUUGGAUCAUGGACUUUAUUUGACAAUGGAACCUGAUUUCCGGAUAAAAUAUUCGAAGUUAUGGCUAGCACUAUUAGAACCCAAUUUAAAUGAAAUUAAGGAAUGUGCACAGUCGAUGGGCGUGGGUGAUCUUUAUGGUCUUUUUGCCUGUAUGGUGACAAACAGAUCAUGGGAUGCAAUCAGCCAUGGCAUUGACAAAUCAUCUGCUACAUAUGAUGAACAGCGAAAAAUCAAGUCAUACGCUGCCACACUAAUACCUGAAAUUUCACAAGUUUUGGAGCGGAUGCCACGCUCAAUGUUAUUAAUUUUAAAGACGAAUGAUCUGUUAAGAAGUAUAGAAUAUCGCUUGGGAACGCAAGGACGAGCUGAUACUUUUGUUCAGAUGACUCGUUGUUGUGUUCGAUCAAUUCAUCAACGUUCUGCUGAAGAGACGAAUUCAUUGCUGAUAAAAGUUUGCGUUUAUGUGCGCAUGUACAUAACGCUAUUCAAAAUAACCAUUUUUGAAUAUUACUUGAUGUUUAUGAAUCCAUUUUAUGCCAAACCUAUCGAAUAG
Molecule: messenger RNA, 1554 nt
Organism: Brugia malayi
Lineage: Eukaryota; Metazoa; Nematoda; Chromadorea; Rhabditida; Onchocercidae
Product: ABC1 family protein
Exons: 11
Coding region: 1-1554 (517 amino acids)
Biological process (GO): lipid homeostasis; mitochondrion organization; protein phosphorylation
Cellular component (GO): mitochondrial inner membrane
Molecular function (GO): protein kinase activity; ATP binding
Source: RefSeq, a predicted model, not a curated record